This is a messenger RNA of Branchiostoma floridae (Florida lancelet), 2287 nucleotides long. RefSeq lists its product as uncharacterized. Lineage: Eukaryota; Metazoa; Chordata; Leptocardii; Amphioxiformes; Branchiostomatidae. Gene Ontology annotation, molecular function: protein binding. The coding region runs from base 333 to 2204 and encodes 623 amino acids. The transcript has 10 exons. The record is from RefSeq and is a predicted model, not a curated record. Gene Ontology annotation, biological process: signal transduction.
UUUGUCCCGAUAGAUCUGCAUGGAGAUCACAAUCGGUAAUUCAUGAAGAAGUAAUCAAAUUACUGACCGGUUUUUAUCACGUGACGUAGGAAGAGGCGGGGUGAUCUCCCAAAGGACGACAUUUCAACCAACCGUUGUGUUUUGCUCUGGGACUCCGUUACCCAAAGGAAAUCAGAUGCAAAUCAAGGAAAUCCUGAUGAUGCGAUGAUGAAAGAAAGUACGCAUGCAUUGUUUUGGACAAACCGCCCAGUAUAAAGCACAUCAGAUAGUUGGCAGGGAUCGGACUAGAAAGAAGCCGUCCACCCUCCUGUUCGUUUGCUUUCCUCCGCAAAAUGGCGUUACGUUCGGAAUUCGAAGACUCGCCGGCUGUGUCUGCAUCCCUUGCACCAGUUGUGGAUGAAAUGGCCAAGACCAUUGCUGCAAUAAAGACCAGUAUCGGGGACGUGUCCGCUGCGAUAGACAACAAAACCAUUCUGAAGACCAAGGUCCAUGAGCCAUACUUCACGUAUGCAACGAAAUCGCAAAGACUCUACCUGGGCGACCAUCUUGCCAGCAUCGGUGCCGCACAAGUCUUCACCGAAAACAUCCAGUGUUUGCGGAAGAUGGACCAUGGCGGGUUUUCUGAGGAUGUCUGGCCCUACAUGUACGUCCUGUACAGCUGCUGCAAUAGCCACUCGGACAUCAGUCAAAAAUUUUCUGAAGAACUGGGGAAGGCUGGGAUCAUCCCUAUCCUUAUUCAGGACCUUCGGGAAUUCAAGGAGACUUGUACAACUGAUCGGAACCAUAAGGACAUAGUGGACAGACUGAUGGGUACCCUGUACAACAUGUCUCGGUUCUCCAGUAUCAGGCCGCUCUUCAGCGAGAACAACGCCAUAGGAAGUCUUAUUCCGUAUCUCAAGGCGGACAACGAGAAGUUCAAGACCUUCGCUACCUUUACACUGGCGUACAUAAUUGACGAGGAAAACCUGCGGAUAAUGACGGACCCCUCCGUCAUCCGUUUCAUCAUCGCGAUGUUCACCAAGGCCGUGGAUGAUGGGAGGAAGCGGUACACGGUGGACGGUACCAGCUUCAGCGCCGCCGAGCUGGCCAUGGGGAUAGAGAGGCUGGCCGUGAACGACACUUCUGAUGACAAUAACAAGCUGACACUAGUUGCUGAAGGAGUCCUCCCUCCUCUGUUCAAACUGAUGACUGAAGGAGAUGAAGAGGAGCAGCUUCAUUCGAUCCAGGCCAUCUCCCAACUCGCCUUCCAUCCAGACAACAGGGAGAAGAUCCUGAUAGUCACCCCAAAGCUGCGGCAGUUCAAGUCAAGUAAAAACCCCGAUGUAGCAGCGGCCGCUAGCGGAGCUCUGUGGCAACUGCAGGAUGCAGAGUCCCGUCAUCAGAAUGGUGUAGCGUACGGUGGCGGCGAUGCAGGUAAUGGCAGAAAAGGCAGCCACGUUCGUCACGUGAUGCUCAGCUACCAAUGGGACAACCAGGAAUUAGUUAAGAAGAUAAAAACCAUGUUGGAGGCCAGCGGAUAUAACGUCUGGAUGGACAUAGACCGGAUGGGCGGAUCUACCCUUCAGGCUAUGGCCAAGGCAGUGGAGGGCGCAGCUGUGGUGCUGAUUUGUAUGACGCGCAAGUACAAGGAGAGCGCCAACUGCAGGGGAGAAUGUGAAUAUACCCGAGAGAGGGGAACAGACAUCAUCCCGCUGAAGAUGGAGGACAGCUACAGGCCUGACGGCUGGCUGGGCUUCCUGGUGGGGGCUCGGCUCUACUUCAACUUCGACUGCAGGGACAGGUUCGAGGACGUGAUGGCGCGGCUAAUGAGAGAAAUAGGUGACCGGGGAAAAGGUCGUGCCCCUGACGUCACGGAGGUGGGUUCAGUUACAGAGCUCGAGGUAGACCCGAUGACGCCCAGACCACAGGGACCGAAACCUCACAGCUGGGUGCGGCAGGAAGUCAGGAUAUGGGCUCAGGAGAAUAAGCUUGAAGGAAAUCUGGAAAAGUUGGAACCAGAGGAUUUACACUUCCUGCGCAGGAUGAGGAAGGAGGCUCCUGCUGAGUUUUACAAGUCUAUUGAGGAUGAGCUGGGACUGAAGAGCAUCUCCAGCAAGAGGAAGUUCUGUGAUGCGCUGGAGAUGCUGGAGAAGACACGACAGUUACAAACGUCUAGGGAAGACAAAUCCGCGGUUAAAGGAUCCUCAUCCUGUCAGUUAAUCUAAACACACGACGCGCGUGCCAGUUUCAUUGGAAAGAUGCUAUAUAUAUAUAUAUAUAUAUAUAUAUAUAUAUAUAGAUAUAUAUA